GUGGCACCCUGGCCGAGCUCGUGGCAUUAAUCUACGGUGAGCGACAGCGUGGCAUCAAGCAGAGGCUGCCAGAUCUCACCGUGGCAAAGCUGCUGAAGAUGAGGAAGUUUGCAGAGGAGCUGCAUAGCCGUGGACUUCUUGGGGAGAAGGCGGAGGAUGAGAUUCGAAAGCUUGGGGAGCACAGGAUUUCGCAGUUUGAGUUUUGCUGCUUCCUCCUUGUUCAGAAUGACAUCAUCAGCAUGGACGACGUGGAGGUGAUUUCCAAGAAUUUCCUUCAGCUUGACUUAUCUGGGGAUGGAGCACUCUGGACAAAAGAUGCUCUAGCCUGGGAGCUGAAAAGGCUACUCCAGCCGAAGACCAAGAAGGGAGCAAUCGGCAAGGACGUGCCGGACAAGAAGAACGAAGAUAUCUCAAAAGCCGAGGCUGAAAAGUUACAAAACUCGCUGGAUGCCAUUGACAUGAAGACCGCGGGCUGCAUCGAGCUCUCAGAGCUUGAAAAGGCGCUGGUCAAGGUGGGCGUCGAUGCGUCAGGAGAUUAUGUCAAGAAGUUUUUCUUGGAGCUGGAUCUCAAUGGCGAUGGCAAGAUCAGCUUCCAGGAGUACAAAGCGCUCAUUCGCAAGCUUUGUCGCACACGCAGUGCGCCCGCGGAUUCUCUGGAUCCAGAAGCGGAGAAUUUCGAAAAGGAUCUAUCAGUUUCUCAAGGCUACAAGUCCGAGGCUAGCAUUGGCACAGAAAAAGCUUCCAAGAAGUAUGGUCAGGGGUCGCCAGGCCUGCGUUUCAACUGGACCUGUGCUGUGACAGUGAAUCAUGCGCAAGGCAUAUCUGCGUUUGACGGGGAAGAUAUGGAUGGUGGCUUUGAGAUCCUGGGCAAGGCCGACCGUACACAAAGCGCAGAAGGUGAGCUGCUAGGCUAUUUGACCACACCCGUGCUAGAAGAGGGCUCUCCCACUGGCGGACGGGCCAAAAAGCGACAAGACAAAGCUGCUGUGAGCACCUCGCAGGACAUGCCGUCAGGCGAUGGCUUAGCUGACAUCCGCGAGCGGCUCUUGGCAAGUGAUUCCGAGUCUGACCAAGAAGGCCAGGAUUCGGAGUCCGACGCCGAGGAUGCAGGUGAAGAGGGUCAGGAUGCAGGCGCUCGGCCCGCGCAAGCACCCUUUAGCUGGUCGCAGCUUGCUGAGGGAGACGAUGCAGCGCAGCUUGGGCCUCUACCAGCGCGUCAGCUGGAGCGGGCUGGGGGUGGCGACAGAAUACAGGCUGCCACGUUUGGAGGGCGCUACACUGACCAAGAUCGCCUACCGGGCUCUCGACGCAUUGCUCGCAGAAAAGCCCUUGGCGUUCGCACGAAGAAUCGGCUCGAUGCAGGCCGAAAUUACGCUUCGCCGGAUGACGACCUGCUUCUCUGA
This is a messenger RNA of Symbiodinium pilosum, 1403 nucleotides long. Lineage: Eukaryota; Dinophyceae; Suessiales; Symbiodiniaceae. The record is from the annotation of a GenBank genome assembly.